GGCUAGUGUGUUGAGCCAGUUCAUGGUCAGUCAACCUGAAACUAGAAAUACAAUAAAACAUGUUAAACCAACAGGAAAAGCUUUACAACAAACCAUGAAGGAGCUAAAGCUGCUCUGUCUUAUGAAAAAUGAUUUAAUCUUUUUCUUUUUAUGCCUAAUCGCAAGAAGUUGUAAACAUCUCUGAUACGCCUCUUUAAAUGAUGUUUUGACUGGAAAUGGAUCAGAAGUAAAGAUGGUAGAUGAGGAACAGAAAGUGUUGAGAAAAGGAGAAGUUGCUUUGGCCAGAGAUACCAGAAUCUUUCACAAGAGUUUCCAAACCAAAAAGGGGAAUUUUCCAGUAAAGACGGGUGAUUUGAUCAGUUCAUCCAAAAGGUCACGAAGGCAUGACCCAAAUCCGUACAACGCAGAAACACUCGCUGACGUUCAGGGUUGUGUCGGGAACAGUCAAAUCAUCCAGAAGAGACCCUGGAAACCGUUGGCGUUCUGAUGAGGCCGACCGGCGGGCCGAAGGUUCAGGCCUCACAAUCUGCUGCUUCAUGCUGGGUUUCUUAGAUCGGAUCCAAGAACUUUCACAGUUUGGCCAAGAACAAGUUGAAGUUUGACCUGGAUGUGGAGCUUAGUGAGUGAAGAAGUGGAGGCUGUAAAUAAAUAAAUCUCUUCUGGCAGAAAGCGGUCCAUUUGACGGACGGAGACGGAUCCGGUUCACUGCAAGCCUCAGAUUCAUCCUGCAGCCAACAUGGCAGAGAGUCUGUUUCCGAGUUUAACCAAAGUCUUGGGGAAAGAACUGGGACCGUUGGUGAGGAGUAACUGGGACUACAACUUCAACUGGCCUCUGCUGACCGUGGUCAAGAUUAAAACCAAGAAGUUCGGUCUGUUUGAUUCAAACGGCAGAUAUAAACCACUGAGACUUAAACUGACCGAUCUUACCAAGGAAAACCUCUCCCUGGAGCCUCACACUCAAACUCACAUGAAGGAUUACGAGAGUCUCUGGCGCCGUGUUCAGGGCGUGGUGGUAGAAGAACGACUUAAUGAAGUCACAGGUCGAGUCGGGGUCAAACGGGACUCUACGGACGCAAUGUGCCCGAUGACCAUCGUGAAAGAGUUUGUCAGAGACGAGGACUUGGCAAAGCUACGGUACCAAACAAUCAAACUGGAGCAGAGCUUUGUGGACGACCUGAACAUGAAGACAGGAGAGAAACUGGCUUUUGUGGUGCAGAGAUUCUACAACGAGGAUGAGGUCCGGGUUCUGGGCAAGGCGUCCUCUGGAGGGAAAUUUGGAGCAACAGCAUUUAGCUUCGUCAGCGUCUCUAUGAAGUCUCAGGUGUCUGGAAUCAAAACCUUCAUCAUCCCACAAAAUAAAACUUUUGGUUUUGUUCUCCAAAAGAUGAUGCUGGAUGGAAAUACUCUGAGGUUUGGUCUUGUGAUGUUCGCAGCUAUCCAACUCAUGAAGAGGCAAAUCAGCAAACUGACGACGUUGGCACAGGACAUGAUUGGCAGAUUUAUGUUCUGUGUUGGUUCUGCAGUUCUGGAGGGGAAGGUGGAUGUGUGGGAGUCGCUGGCCGGCUGCGGUCACCUGCUGCCGAAGCUCACUGCGGUUCUGGAGGAAGGAUGUUCUCUGACUCAGCUGGAGGAGGCACUGGAUCCGAUCCCUGAUGGAGGAUCUCAGCCUGAAGGAGCCGCAGCUUCGUUCACGGAUCUGGUUUCAGCUGCUGCCAGAGAGCAGACCGAAGCUCUUCAGCUGCUGGUCUGCGCUUUGGCCGAUCUACCAGAGAAUAUUCCAGCUGCUUUGAUCAAAUCCGGUCCGGAAACUCUGGACCGGAUCAUGAAGAUAAUGGAGCAUCUCAAGACGGGCGCUGUUGAAGUUCCAGAGUCCCUGGUGCGCCCCCUGCUGGAGACGGAGGAGCUGUGCUGGGUGGGAUCCUUCCUGAAGUCAGGAGGUUACAUGGAAGAUCCUGGAACUGCUGAGGUCGAUCAUCCUCCCGCCCAGCUGGAGGCGCUGUACAUCAGCGUGAGAGGAAUCAGCGUGAUGCUGCAGGCCACAGAUGAAAGUUUCUGUUCCCACUGAGAACAAGAAGAAAAAUCAUUUAAUCUGCAGCAAACAUGACGAUUCAGGAAAAAUCAACCCAAAUGUUUCCUGCGUCAGUCUGAUCAUUUCUCCAUAAUUCAAAUAAUGUUCCAUAAAAAUGUCUCCAGAGGAAUAAAAUCCUGAUUCCCAAUAAAACUAUUUGCUUCAUGAA
Xiphophorus couchianus (Monterrey platyfish) is the source of this 2237-nucleotide messenger RNA. RefSeq lists its product as uncharacterized. The record is from RefSeq and is a predicted model, not a curated record. Lineage: Eukaryota; Metazoa; Chordata; Actinopteri; Cyprinodontiformes; Poeciliidae. The coding region runs from base 737 to 2065 and encodes 442 amino acids. The transcript has 13 exons.